This is a messenger RNA of Umbelopsis ramanniana AG, 2826 nucleotides long. RefSeq lists its product as uncharacterized. Gene Ontology annotation, biological process: regulation of DNA-templated transcription; DNA-templated transcription. The transcript has 4 exons. Gene Ontology annotation, molecular function: DNA binding; DNA-binding transcription factor activity, RNA polymerase II-specific; zinc ion binding. Bases 65 to 2587 code for a protein of 840 amino acids. NCBI's taxonomy places the organism in Eukaryota, Fungi, Mucoromycota, Umbelopsidomycetes, Umbelopsidales, Umbelopsidaceae. The record is from RefSeq and is a predicted model, not a curated record.
AGACAAACUCUUCAACUUUUGUACUGUGCGAAUUACUCGCCAUUCACUUUUUAUAACUGUACCAAUGGAUACCGGGGAUGAAUCGUCUCAAAGCAAGAGACAAAGAGUCAGUAGAGCAUGUGACCUUUGUCGUAGGAAAAAGAUCAAGUGCGACGGUACAAUUCCAAUAUGUGGUAAUUGCCAAGCGUUCAAUCUGAAUUGUGGAUAUAAGGACACAACCAAAAAGCGUGGUCCGCCUAAGGGAUAUAUUGAAGCGAUAGAAAAUCGUCUUCAUCGUAUGGAAUCACUUUUAGGAACUCUAGCUCAAGGAGAUGAUCCGAGAUCACAGGCACUCAUUGCAGAGUUAAAUGCUCCUUUGGAAACCAUACAUGGAGAGCUCAUUCGAACACGACCAAUGAGAAGACAAUUCAACGAGGAUGACCCAGAGUCGUCACCCGACAUCCCAUCACUAUCCCUCACCGACCUUCCUCAUUCCGUUCAAGAAUUAGAUUCUCCUUUGACGGUUGAUCAGGUCAACGACAGUCUUGGUAAUCUAACAAUUGAUGACGGUGGUCAAAUGCGCUAUCUUGGUAAAUCUUCAGGUUUUUAUAUGCUACAGAACAGUCGUCUGUUUCAUCAUGGAGCUUUUCAUUUUGGAGCACGUUUAGUCAAACGUCACCCUACAAAUAAUGGCAGUCGACUCGAAAUAUUGAACCCUCUUGAAAUGCCUCCGCCUGAUCUUGCACAACAUCUGAUCGACCUCUAUUUCAAGUACUUUUAUCCAACACUGCCUAUUCUUCACAAAAAAUCAUUCAUGGAAAAGCUUAAUAGCGAGGAUGAGGAUGACAAGCCAUCUCCACUGCUGCUGAAUGCAAUCUUUGCAAUUGCUUCUAGAAUCUCUCCAGACGAACGAGUACGAGAGGACGCUACAUUGCCAGAUACUGCUGGUGAGAUCUUUUUUGAAAGAGCAAAAUUCCUCCUUGAUCAAGAGUGCGACAUUGUUAGUACAUCUGCAAUACAAGCUCUUCUGCUACUCUCCAGUCAUCAACAUGGUGCAAUGAAAACCAGCCGAUCAUGGAUAUACAAUGGCAUGGCUUUUCGUAUGGCCCAGACGCUUGGACUGAACCACAACUGCGAUAAUUGGAAUAUUCCAGCAUCUGAAAGGGAAGAACGAAAACGAGUUUUCUGGUGUUGCUUUAUCGUGGAUCGUUAUACUAGUGCGGCUUUUGGACGAUCAACUGCCAUAGAUGAGCGUGACUUGGAUGCAACCUUCCCAACAGAAGAAGACGACCCGAAUGAUAGUCCCCCUGUUUUGGAGUACAUCCGACACGCAGUAAGAUUGAGCGACAUACUUGGCCAUAUUCUUCGAGACAUUUACUCCGUCAAGGGCCGACAACUUGCUUUGACCAUGGCUCCAGACACCAUCAUUGCCAAUCUAGACAAGGCACUCAACUCAUGGUACGGCAGUUUACCAAAGUCGCUAAAAUACAAGCCUCCAAGCUGCCGAGUUGGUGAAAAAGCGCCUGCUCCACCGCUUCCUGUCGCUCAAUUACACAUGACUUACUACACAGCACUCAUCUUGCUGCACCGACCGUUCAUUCCUGGCCCAUCCCAACCACGAGCACCAACCAGUUUUCCAUCGUUGCAAAUUUGUACGUCAGCGGCAUACUCUAUCCUCGACAUUGUUGAAAAUCUUUUGAGCAAUGGACAGCUCCGCUUUACGCUGAAUUAUGCGAUAUUCCAUGUAUUCACUGCCGGAACCUUGUUUGUCAAUAAUGCCGCUGUGCCUGAUUCGUAUUUGACGUUCGAAGCAAAGAUCAGCAUUAACAAGAUUAUGCGCGGACUAGACGAUAUUGAAUCUAGCUGGACGGCCGCAGCGCGAUACAGUAACAUCCUUGGAGAGCUUGCCGGCUUACGAGAUAUCAAUCUUGAAUCAGAUACCCCGUUUAAGGAUCGUUACACUAGCAGAAAACGCACUCCGCCCCCAAGCAUUGCGGUACCCAACUCUCCAGAGCCUUCUGACGACGAGUAUGAGCUGCCUAAUGAUUCACCUUCCACUAAGUCAACUGACUUACAACCAGAAUUGGUGUCAAAUGCAACUCCUCUAUCAUUCUCUACUGUUAAUACACCGCACAGUAAUAGCUACCCCUCUGCACUGAUAUAUCCUAGCGAACAGUUCACUACUUUGACAACUACGCCAACGCAAAGUCCCAGUGUUCACACUUCUAUGGAUCAAUUUCCUAUGUUGGAUACGACCGAAAACAAGACAAAUAAGAGGUCGUACGAUGCGCUUGGUACCGCUUUUUGGGGUAUGCCACCGUCACUGGAUAUCGAAGAAUGGAAUAACUAUUUGGGAAAUCAGCAGGGUAUGUAUCGAACAGCGCCACCGGCACCAUCUACAGCCCAGAGAUCAGUCAGUUUGCAGCAGGAAAAGACCUCAGCUCAGAGUCUUGAUGAAGGACAGGUGCCCAAUGGGAUAUUUGGCCAAAUGACAGGUAGUCCUGAGAAUUUGUCACAGCAGUUGCCACAGCAACAGCACCAACCCCGAAGAUCGCCGCAGUCACUACCGAUCCCCAACUCAGAAAACGGAACGUUUUUCUGGCAAUAAGUUCUUAGCUACCCUUUUUUUUUUUAACAAAUUUCUCUAACUUAGUUACCAUGUAUAUCCUCUUUAUAUUUCGCAUCGAACAUCGUGAAUUGUCGCUAUAAGCAUUUUUGUUUCAUCAAUGCCAAUUUCAUGUAAUUGUAGCGACAACCCUCCUUAGAAAUUGUCUUACUUUAGAAAGCAUUUGUACAAUUUUCCGUGAUUGAUAAAAACGUAAACAAAAAAAUGAAUGAUCCAUAUCC